This is a messenger RNA of Orbicella faveolata, 2438 nucleotides long. Its product is annotated as dipeptidyl peptidase 4-like. Gene Ontology annotation, cellular component: plasma membrane. Gene Ontology annotation, biological process: proteolysis. NCBI's taxonomy places the organism in Eukaryota, Metazoa, Cnidaria, Anthozoa, Scleractinia, Merulinidae. Gene Ontology annotation, molecular function: serine-type peptidase activity; dipeptidyl-peptidase activity. The record is from RefSeq and is a predicted model, not a curated record.
UUCUAGCAGUCUCACAAUGCAAACAAACUCGAGAGAGACGCAAGGGAGUCACUAGCAAUAUCGACAGCUUCUUUGGUGAUCACGAGUGAUGGUGUUUUGCCCUUCGUAAAUGGAUCAAAGCUAAGACUUAAGGGAGAAAGGACCUCCUGAAAGAUCUAAAAAUGGCAAGUCGCUACUCGUCCGACGCGACUGGCAAGGAAGAACAAGUUCAUCUUAUGAACGAAGAUGAAACUCUCGCGUCGAGUGACUCAAGUCCUUCGCCACUACGCUUAAAUCGAAGAAGCUUGGUAAUUUUCUUCGGAGUUACCGUAGUGGCAUCAGCUAUAGUAAUAUCCACAGUAAUGGUAGCUGUCUACUCUGGAAAAGGUGGAUCAUUUUCUAAUAAAUCAGCCAGAAGUGCAGAUAAAUUUAAAUUUGAGGACAUUUUUAGUGGUCGUUUUUCUCCUGAAGGGUAUACCUGUGAUUGGAUAUCAGAUGAUGAAUAUAUCACUAGUGGAAAGGAUGGAUUAGUGUUAAAAGAUGUAGCUCAUGAUACAACAUACGUUCUCGUGGAUCCUAAGAAAAUGCAAGAGUUGGGGAUCCACAAGCACUGGUUUUCGCCUGAUAGAAAAUACAUUCUGUACGCAAAACAGGAGAAACACCAAUAUAGAUAUUCCUUUUUCGCAGAGUAUUAUGUUUAUGACCUUCAGACACGAGAAAUAGGGCAAAUAAAACCUGGUGUGGAAGGACAAGAUCCAAGUAAAAUACAAUAUGCAACAUGGGAUGAGAGUGGACAUUCUUUGGCCUUUGUAUAUGACAAUGAUAUUUAUUACAUGACAUCACCAAGAUCAACGGUUACACGGCUGACUCACAAUGGUGUAAAGCACAAAAUCUUCAAUGGAAUCCCUGAUUGGGUGUAUCAAGAGGAGGUGUUGAACUCUGACCACGCCCUUUGGUUCUCUCCUGAGGGUAAAUACCUGGCAUAUAUUCAGUUCAAUGACACUAGAGUUAACUGGUACCAGUUCCCCUGGUAUGGACCUUCAAGUGAUGCAUACACCUCCAUGAGAAAGAUUGCUUAUCCCAAACCAGGAUAUUCCAAUCCCACAGUUGCCAUUUAUGUGAUUGAUCUUGCGACUAAAAACCAGGUUGAAUUGCCAGAACCUGCUGACUUCAUGAAAAUUGAUCAUUAUGUGGUCAACGUAGCAUGGGCAUCAGAGGCAGCUGUAACUGUGACUUGGAUGAAUAGAAAUCAGGAUGAAUCUAUUCUUCAUAUGUGUGAUACAACAUCUUCUUUAUGUAAACUGAAUUCUGUUCUUAGAGUGGAGAAUGGCUGGGUAGAUGACAAGUACACUACUCCUCAAUUCUCUGCUGAUGGGUCAUAUUAUAUUACACUUUGGCCAUUUACACAACCUGAUGGUGCUGGAAAAUUUAUCCAUGUAGCAAAGAUGAGCACAGAUCCACCUCAGGGAAAAAAUGUCCCAGAAGCAUUAACAAGUGGAAAGUGGGAGGUUCAAAAGAUUCUUGCUCACGACAAUAUCAACGAGAGAGUAUACUUUACAGCCACUAAGGAAUCACCAACCCAGCUUCAUGUUUACAGCGUGGACAUAAAAACAAAACAACUUUACUGCUGGAGUUGUGUACCAACAGUAAUCGAGGGAAACUCUUGUAAUUAUUAUGGCGCAAGUUUUAGCCUGAAGGGAAGCUGGUACAUCUUGUAUUGUAAAGGGCCAGGAAUACCUGAAAUAACAUUACGUAGUACAACAAAUCCCGACAAAGUUGAUACCCUUCAAGACAACAGUGCCCUACGAAAGAGAAUGGAGGGCGUGGUUUUCCCCCAAAUAGUUAAUUACACGGUUAAAAGUGACGGCUAUGUCAUCUAUGUAAAGGAAUACCGCCCUCCCAACUUUGAUAACAAGAAGAAAUAUGCUGUGUUGUUUUCAGUGUAUGGUGGACCUGGAUCACAGAAGGUUGUGGAUAGUUAUGGGUAUGGAUUUGACAGUGGUUAUCUAGUAAGCAACUAUGACUUGAUUGUGGUGAAUGUCGAUGCGAGAGGAACUUGCUGCAGAGGGGAAAGGAGCUCUGUCCUAAUAAUUAAGCGAACAUUUUCAUUUCUCUUAAUGCAGUCGUAUGGAGGAUUCUUGACAUCGUAUGUGCUUGGUGUGAAUUCUGGUGUGUUUAAAGUUGGGAUGGCUGUGGCUCCUGUCACUGACUGGCGGUAUUAUGAUUCUAUAUACACUGAGCGUUAUAUGCUCACUCCACAACAAAACCCUCGAGGAUAUGAGACGUCGUCCGUAUUACCUAUGACAAAGAAUUUCGAAAAUGACAGUUUUCUUCUUGUUCACGGGACAGGAGAUGGUAAGUUAGGUCGUAUUCAUAGAGGUUUGAUGUUAGAAGAAAAGAAAUUUCACACUCUCUUAAGGGUAAAGGCUAAAAAUACUGCAUAGCAUCUGCAUAGUUAA